CUCCUUCCCUUCCUUCUCCGUGCUCUUUAGGAGGGACAAUCUACACAGUCCACUUGUUGCCACCAGCAGAUCACAUCAGCUCAGUGAGGGACGGAUCAAAGGGCGUCAAUGAGCAGUGAAUGGUGAGACGCAGUUCCUGAGCCACUGACGGUCCGCCCUUUCGUCGGGUCAGGAUGAAGUCAUGUUGGGGAGUGAGAGACAGGGGGUGGCGAGGCAUAGCUGCAGUGUUCAGGGCGGCUGUGGGACUGGGGAUGCUACGACUCACCACGGCCCAGGCGGUCGGGUCUCCGGCUGAAUGCUCAGCAGAUAACAUCUUGCAAAGCGCAGUCAAUCAUAACUACUCUGACGUGGUUGAGUUGGCGCCGAGUGGUGCCAACUUCAUGGCUAGUGUGGUCCAUUCGUUCCUCGCUUGUGUCCAGCCCAGUCCCUUUCCUGAAGAUCUGAUCCUGACCGCCGUUAAAAAUGGGAGCAAAGUGCUGUCGAAUCAGGAGUUCAUCCAACAAGUGUUGAAAUAUGAGGCGGGCUUCCUGGUGUGCGCAGCUAUCGGCAUAGUCUACAUCAUUCUGAUGCCUAUAAUAUUCAUAUUUUUGGUGUGCUGCAAUUGUGGCAACAAUACGCACCCAAAGGACACUCAUGACCUCCGGCGUCCCAGAACAAUCUACUACUGCAGCGUCCUCGUCAUCACAAUCUUUUUAUUUGCCGGGAACAUCUGCAUGUUCAACAGCAACCAGAUACUUAAAGCUAGUGUGUACCAGAGCCAGGCAAAGCUUGAGAAAACCAUGGAAAACGUCAACAACUUCACCACUGCAAUACCUAAGGAUGCCCAGUACAUUUUCGAGGAAGGCAACAGGAUUAUAGAAAACUUUGAAAACCAAAUAGAUGAUUUUGGCAACAAGUUUGGUCAGCAGAUCUGGGAUCGCGUAAAAAAAAACGAGCUGGAAGAUGUAAUGAAGUCAGUCAGAGUUCUGGAUGAAGAGAUGAAGAAUAUGCAAAGUCAGCAGAAAAGCCUGAACAAGCUGCAAAGCAGCAUGGAGAAGCUCCAGAAAGACACGCAAGAAGCCGCACAAAAUAUCCAGACAACACUUUCAGACCCAGCGUGUCAAAACUGCAAUGAGCUGGAAAAGAUAGUGAAUGUGAUCAACACCGACAUCCCUAUUCUCCCUUCCACUGAAGAUUUCCAGUCUUUAUUGGGUCAAGAUAUGGACUUGAACUCAAAAAUUGAUGAGAUGGAGAGCACAAUCCAGAACGAAAUCAGCACCGGGAGUGCAGACAAGCUAACGGCCCUCAAGCAGCCAGUGAGUCAGGUCAAAAACAAGGUGUCCGAGUUAAAAAAACAGAUUAUUCCCAAGCUAGAGCAGUUUACUCAAGCUCUUCCUUUGGAUAAGAUGGAGCAAAUGAUCAGCUGGUUCAUGGGGCUGUUAAAGAGAGCAGAGGAUAUCAGAUGGGGAGUAUCUCUAAUCCUGUGCUUACUGGUGUCCCUGCUGAUCUUGUCUAACAUCCUGGCUCUCGUCCUGGGCCCUCUUGGUCUGAAACAGAAGGUGGAUCCAUUGGAGCGUUCUUGCAUGGCUCACAGUGCCGGAAAAAUCCUUAUUAUAAGCGCCAAUAUCAACUUCAUCUUUUCCUGGCUGCUCAUGGUGGUGUCGCUGCUGCUCUUCCUAAUUGGAGGCCACGUUUACACUCUGGUGUGUCGGCCAUGGAGCAAUGGGGAGCUCGGGAACUUCAUUCAAACUCCAGGUUUAAUUCCAGGCUUGAAUUCGAGUAACAUCAUGGGACGCAACAUCACUCUCGCUGGUAUUUACAGAGACUGCGAGGAGAACAAGCCCGUGUGGCAAACGUUCCACUUAGACCAGGACUACAACAUUACCAAGAUGCUCGACAUUGAUGUGUAUAUUAAGAAAAUCGAGGAGAAGUUUGACAACAUACCGGCUCCAACAAUUCCAAAUUUUGAUGUCAUUACGGUUUUACUCCGUCAGUUCUCGACAAUACCAGAUAUGGACCUUGAAAGCAACAUGCAGCAGAUGAGUGACGUCAUGGGCACCCUGAGCAACCAACUGGCAAGCACAGCUGAUUUAAUUGAUGCACUGACUCCUUAUCAAGGCCCAGAAAUAAAAAGCCAGCUCCAGAACCACGCCAAAGUGCUGAGGGGGAUUCAGAGCAGAAUUGAGAACAUCAUCAUCCCACAAAUAAACGAAGCAAAGUCUGCUGCGAGAGCCCUAAAAUCCAGUGUAAAGAAAGUCAAGGCUGAAGCAAAGGUUUUGGAUACUGAACUGCAAACUGUCCCAACUACUCUCAGUACAAAAAUGGUAGCUGUCAUUAAGGAAGAGACUAUAACGUUUUUGAACUGCCAGCUGAGUCCCUUCAGAGAAUUUGUAAAAAAGGCCAAAACAAUGUUGACCGAGGAGUUGGGCCGCUGUGGGUCCAUUGCUGGGGUUGUGGACUCCGUGGAGAGCAUCCUGUGUGCGGACGUCACGGAGUCUCUGAAUGCCUUCUGGUUCAGUCUGGGAUGGUGUUUAGCCUUCUCCAUCCUCGGCGUCUUUUUGGCCAGGAAACUAUCAACGUACUACAAGAGAAUCAACUACUCUUCUAAUGUCAUCAAUACGUACGAGAGCAAAAGUACAGCUCCAGCCCAGUCAGGUUGGCCAGAAACAGGACCCCCAGAACCGGGCCCACAGAUUCGCCCGGCAGGCCAGCGGCAAGACGUAGACAGACGGACCCUGCAGAGGACGAGACUCGGGACAAGCCGGCGACAGCCAGCUCCAAAGCUAGCGAAAGAUGCCCCGCCCCGCCCCGAGGGGCCCAGAUAUUCUCUGCAGCUGGACGGAAAGACCGUUCCACCCCACAAGCCCAACAAAGUCACUACCCCAAGAGCUAGCCGCCAUGCGACACCACAGAAUACCAUGCAACGCACCAAAGUGACACGAUAGAGGCAGGGACGAGACCCAGCAGGCCCCAACCAAGAUGGGCGUCCAGAAGGGGGGCGGGACCCAGGGUCCACAGUCACGCAGUCCAGCUGCAGUAGCCUGACACUGCAACCCCAGUGAAGCAAGCAGGCCCCAGGAGCGCCCCGGAAAAAUAAAUAAAUAACAUAUAUACAGUAUAUAUAUACAUAUAUAUACACACAUAUACAGGUGCUGGUCAUAUUAUUAGAAUAUCAUGAAAAAGUUGAUUUAUUUCAUUAAUUCCAUUUAGAAAGUCAAACUUGUAGAAUGUAUACAUUCAUUCCAAACAGACUGAUACAUUUCAAGUGUUUUUUUGCCAAAAAAAGAGAUGAUUAUAGCUGACAACCAAUGAAAAACCCUGAAUUCAACAUCUCAGAAAAUUAGAAUAUGGUGAAAAGGUCAGAUAUUGAAGACACCUGGUGCCACACUCUAAUUAGCUAACUAACUCAAAACACCUGGAAAAGCCUUUAAAUGGUCUCUUGUUUUGAUUCUGUAUGACACACAAUCAUGGGGAAGACUGCUGACUUGACAACUGUCCAAAAGAUGACCAUUGAUACUUUAAAGAAGGAGGGCAAGACACAAAAGGUCAUUGCCAAAGAGGUUGGAUGUUCCCAGAGCUCUGUGUCCAAGCACAUUACUAGAGAGGCGAAGGGAAGACAAAGAUGUGGUAGAAAAAAGUGUACAAGCAAGAGGGAUAACCGCGCCCUGGAGAGGAUUGUCAAACAAAACCCAUUCACAAAUGUGGGGGAGAUCCACAAAGAGUGGACUGCAGCUGGAGUCAGUGCUUCAAGAACCACCACGCACCGACGUAUGCAAGAUAUGGGCUUCAGCUGUCGCAUUCCUUGUGUAAAGCCAGUCUUGAAUAAGAGACAACGUCAAAAGCGUCUCGCCUGGGCUCAAGACAAAAAGGACUGGACUGCUGCUGAGUGGUCCAAAGUUAUGUUUUCAGAUGAAAGUAAAUUUUGUAUCUCCAGAGUCGGGAGGAAGACAGGAGAGGCACAGAAUCCACGUUCCCUGAAGUCCAGUGUCAAAUUUCCACAAUGGGUAAUAGUCUGGGGUGCCAUGUCAUCUGCUGGUGUUGGUCCACUGUGUUUCCUGAGGUCUAGGGUCAAUGCAGCAGUCUACCAGGAAGUUUUAGAACACUUUAUGCUGCCAAUUUUAUGGAGGUGAAGAUUUCAUUCUCCAACCUGACUUGGCACCUGCACACAGUGCCAAAUCUACCAGUACCAGGUAUCCUGGACCAUGGUAUCCCUGUUCUUGAUUGGCCUGCAAACUCACCUGACCUUAACCCCAUAGACUACCUAUGGGGUAUUGUAAAGCGGAAGAUGCGAGAUGCCAGACCCAACAAUGCUGAAGAGCUGAAGGCUACUAUUAAAGCAACCUGGGCUCUCAUAACACCUGAGGAGUGCCACAGACUGGUGGACUCCAUGCCACAGACUGUUGGACUCCAUGCCACAGACUGGUGGACUCCAUGCCACAGACUGGUGGACUCCAUGCCACAGACUGGUGGACUCCAUGCCACAGACUGCUGGACUCCAUGCCACAGACUGGUGGACUCCAUGCCACAGACUGGUGGACUCCAUGCCACAGACUGGUGGACUCCAUGCCACAGACUAGACUGGUGGACUCCAUGCAACAGACUGGUGGACUCCAUGCCACAGACUGGUGGACUCCAUGCCACAGACUGGUGGACUCCAUGCAACAGACUGGUGGACUCCAUGCCACAGACUGGUGGACUCCAUGCCACAGACUGGUGGACUCCAUGCCACAGACUGGUGGACUCCAUGCCACAGACUGGUGGACUCCAUGCCACAGACUGGUGGACUCCAUGCCACAGACUGGUGGACUCCAUGCCACAGACUGCUGGACUCCAUGCCACAGACUGGUGGACUCCAUGCCACAGACUGGUGGACUCCAUGCCACAGACUGGUGGACUCCAUGCCACAGACUGGUGGACUCCAUGCCACAGACUGGUGGACUCCAUGCCACAGACUGGUGGACUCCAUGCCACAGACUGGUGGACUCCAUGCAACAGACUGGUGGACUCCAUGCAACAGACUGGUGGACUCCAUGCCACAGACUGGUGGACUCCAUGCCACAGACUGCUGGACUCCAUGCCACAGACUGCUGGACUCCAUGCCACAGACUUGUGGACUCCAUGCCACAGACUGCUGGACUCCAUGCCACAGACUGGUGGACUCCAUGCCACAGACUGGUGGACUCCAUGCCACAGACUGGUGGACUCCAUGCCACAGACUGGUGGACUCCAUGCCACAGACUGCUGGACUCCAUGCCACAGACUGCUGGACUCCAUGCCACAGACUGCUGGACUCCAUGCCACAGACUGCUGGAAUCCAUGCCACAGACUGGUGGACUCCAUGCCACAGACUGCUGGACUCCAUGCCACAGACUGGUGGACUCCAUGCCACAGACUGGUGGACUCCAUGCCACAGACUGCUGGACUCCAUGCCACAGACUGGUGGACUCCAUGCCACAGACUGGUGGACUCCAUGCCACAGACUGCUGGACUCCAUGCCACAGACUGGUGGACUCCAUGCCACAGACUGGUGGACUCCAUGCCACAGACUGGUGGACUCCAUGCCACAGACUGGUCGACUUUAUACCACGCCGUAUUGCUGCAGCAAUUCAGGCAAAAGGAGCUGCAACUUAAGUAUUGAUUGCUGUACAUGCUGAAACUUUCCAUGUUCAUACUUUUCAGUUGGCCCACAUUUCUAAAAAAUAUUUUUUGGUACUAGUCGGAACUUAAAUUCUAAUUUUCUGAGAUACUGAAUUUGGGAUUUUCAGUAAUUGUUAGUACUAAUCAUCAACAUUUAAAGAAAUAAACAUUUCAAAUACAUCACUAUGUGUGUAAUGAAUUGAUAUAAUAUGUAAGUUUCACGUUCUGAAUAUAAUUACUGAAAUAAAUCAACUUUUUCAUGAUAUUCUAAUAAUAUGAACCACCUGUAUGUUACAUAUACAGUUGUGGUCAAAAGUUUACGUACACUUGUAAAGAACAUAAUGUCAUGGCUACAGUAUCUUGACUUUCUAAUAAUUUAUACAACUCUUAUUUCUUUGUGAUGACGAGUGAUUGGAACACAUACUUGUUUGUCACAAAAAAUAUUCAUGAAGUUUGGUUAGUUUAUGAAUUUAUUAUGAGUCUACUGAAAAUGUACCAAAACUGCUGGGUCAAAAGUAUACAUACAGCAAUGUUAAUAUUUGGUUACAUGUCCCUUGGCAAGUUUUACUGCAAUAAGGUGCUUUUGGUAGCCAUCCACAAGCUUCUGGUUGAAUUUUUGACCACAUUUCUUGACAGAAUUGUUGGGUUUCUGCAAUGGACUUGUUUCUUCAGCAUUGUCCACACGUUUAAGUCAAAACUUUGGGAAGGCCAUUCUGAAACCUUAAUUCUAGCCUGAUUUAGCAUCACAUUGACAAAUAUAAGACCUUCUGGAGGAAAGUUCUGUGGUCACAUGAAACAAAAAUUGAGCUGUUUGGCCACAAUACCCAGCAAUUAUGUUUGGAGGAGAAAAAGGUGAGGCCUUUAUUCCCAGGAACACAAUACCUACCGUCAAGCACUGUGGUGGUAGUAUUAUGCUCUGGGUCUGUUUUGCUCCCAAUGGAACUGGUGCUUUACAGAGAGUAAAUGGGACAAUGAAAAAGGAGGAUUACCUCUAAAUUCUUCAUGACAAAUUAAAAUCAUCAGCCCGGAGGUUGGGUCUUUGGUGCAGUUGGGUGUUCCAACAGGACAAUGACCUCAAACACAUGUCAAAAGUAGUAGAGGAAUGGCUAAAUCAGGCUAGAAUUAAGGUUUUAAAACGGCCUUGCGUUUAUUUUCUUUCAUUUCACAUUGUUGUCUGUGAAACACUUUGAAUCUGCCGUGUGUAUGAAAAGUGCUGUACAAAUAAAGUUGCCUUGCCUUCCCAA
Molecule: messenger RNA, 6860 nt
Organism: Nerophis ophidion (straightnose pipefish)
Lineage: Eukaryota; Metazoa; Chordata; Actinopteri; Syngnathiformes; Syngnathidae
Product: prominin-1-A-like
Exons: 24
Coding region: 174-2924 (916 amino acids)
Cellular component (GO): cilium; cell surface; prominosome
Molecular function (GO): cholesterol binding
Source: RefSeq, a predicted model, not a curated record